Trichomonas vaginalis G3 is the source of this 694-nucleotide messenger RNA. Its product is annotated as guanylate cyclase protein. The record is from RefSeq and is a predicted model, not a curated record. The annotation marks the transcript as partial. The transcript has a single exon. NCBI's taxonomy places the organism in Eukaryota, Parabasalia, Trichomonadida, Trichomonadidae.
AUGGAAGAACCAGCAACGAGUACAUGCAUGUCUGGCAAUUUUGACGGCUCCAUGCAGUCAACUAUUGAAAAACUCAUUGAUAUCCCAGUACAUCAGAAGAUCAUUACCAACUUGGUGGCCUUGUUUAACUAUUUUGAUAUAUAUGCACCUAAGAUGGAGUUGCUUUACAAGAUUGUAACAGUUCUAAGAUUCUUUCAACUCUUUGGAGGCGCUUUAAUGGCUUCAAACACAACAGUUUUCCUACCAGGAUCAUUAACUUAUAAUACAAUCAGUAUAAUGUCAGUGUUUUUCCACUUGAUACCAUGUCAAUAUAGAAAUGGGAUAGAGUAUCUUGCACUCUUUGCUUUGAACACUAUCUUAUUCUUAUUUGCGAUAUAUCUCCUAAUCGCAUCUUCUUACUACAAGAAAACUAGCAAAGUUUCUAAGGUAACAACAUAUGUUUUACCUGUAUUCAUGGCAACUGGUCCAUUCCUCUUCCUUCCAAUCUUAGCAGAAUUUUGUGGAGAAAUUCUUUCAGGUGCAAUUUCUGGUAAUCAUCCUGUUAAAAUAACAGAAUAUAUAGCAGUAGCAGAAUCUUUAGUUAUUACAGUAUUCUAUUUAUGGUUAUUGUUUCAAACUUUUACUACAACUUUAAUUUUCAGAUCUUGUUCAUUCAAAUCUCUUGAAGGAGGGCCACAAAACAAAUUACUUCUAG